GGCCAGAUGAAUGAACAAACAGAGACAAACAGUGAGGACACAUUUCCCAGGGGGCAGAUUUCUUUUUCUUUUAYGAUGGAAGUGUUCUUCUGAAUGGCCAAGGGGCUUAUGCGUUUGUGUCUUUCCAUCUCUGGUUCCUUUGUGGCAACAGUAGGAAGGAAAGCUCAGGUUGCUGGGUCGGUUCUGCAGACGGAACUUUGUGCGAUCGAGGCUGCUGUUUCUUCUGCGUUGGACAGGCAUCUUAAAAAAAUUUUAGUCUCUUCUGAUAAUCUCUUAGUUGUUAACCUUUUAAGUUCUAGGAUUGUGGAUGUUGGCCCAGAUGUAGCGUGUGGUGGAAUCUUCGAGCUUCUGAAUUCGGUUUCUCCAAAUUCCUGAAAUGGGUUGCUCCAAAAUUCCAAUUGAGUUCCCCCCAAAAUCCAGUUUUUGAAUGGGGUUCACCCGAAAAGCCAAUUUCUGAAUCCGAMCUCUCUACAGACGCCGAACCAGAAGAGGUCUUCGCUGAAACUUUUGUUUCUAAGAAAGUGCUCUCGGUCAGAAUUGGAUUUUGGCGGAGCCUGGCCGGAGCUGAGCAGAAAACCUUGAGCGGUUAGAGGAUUUCAGCAAGGGGGCGAAGAAGCGAUGCCUCAUUGCUUCUCGAAGAACCCAAACGCUUAAACCCCCCUUUUUUCAGGGUUUAAGGUUUACCGGAAAGUGUAAAGUACUGCGGGUGUAUCAUAAAACAUAAAUCAGAAAUUAUAUUGGAAUUUUUUUAACCGUCAGAUUGGAAUCUCAUGAUAUCUCAUAAACGGAAUAUUGGUUUUGAUCAAUCGGGACCAUGUCGUAAGCCUGUAUUGCCAACGCUGUAACCUUGAGGUGCGUACUGCGCUCCACCUUCCCGCUCUAAGCCCGAAUAAAUCAAGAUGACUCUUUCUUCUCUCGGGUCUAAAAUCUGAAUCAAUGGAAGAAAGCUUCUGCAAAUCCAGAGAUGGGCCGUACAGAGUUCUUGAAUUCUACAGUGGCAUUGGAGGCAUGAGAUAUUCGAUCAUGAAAGCUGGAGUUUCAGCUAUCAUGGUGGAAGCAUUCGACAUAAACGACAAAGCAAACGAUGUCUACGAAUACAAUUUCGGUCAUCGCCCAUAUCAGGGCAAUAUUCAAAGCAUGACUGCUGCUGAGCUGGACAAAUAUGAGGCAGAUGUGUGGCUGCUCUCUCCUCCAUGCCAACCAUACACACGGCAAGGUCUCCAGAAGGAUUCUGAUGAUGCCCGAGCAUCCUCCUUUCUUAAGAUUCUUGAACUUAUGCCACAGACAUCACAACUUCCCAUCAUGCUGUUUGUAGAGAAUGUGGUUGGGUUCGAGAAAUCUGAUACACACAAGCGCAUGAUUGAGAUGUUGGCAGAAACAGGUUUCAUUACACAGGAGUUUAUUUUGAGUCCAUUGCAGUUUGGUGUGCCAUAUUCUAGACCUCGAUAUUUUUGCCUGGCAAAAAGAAAGCCUUCGUCUUUUCAAAACCCACACUUCAAUAACCAACUUCUUUGGACUCCUGGCCCAAUACUAGGGCAUGAUCAUAAUAGUCAUAUUUGUAUGGAUGAACAUGAUCAAUCAGAUGAAAGACUGGAUAAGUUGCUCCAAUCUUGUGAACCAAUACAGAACUUCCUUGAACCCAAGAAUUCUAUAUUUCAGUCAGAGGGAUCAGAAGCAGAUGUCUUCAACAAUUCCAAUUUUGCUGCAAAGGUAGAUGGACAAAAUUGUUUAGGCACUAGCUCCUUAAACCAAUAUAUUGUGCCAUUGAGCUUAAUUGAGAGGUGGGGCAGUGCUAUGGAUAUUGUUUACCCUGAUUCCAGGCGUUGUUGUUGUUUUACAAAGAGCUACCAUAGAUAUGUGAAGGGUACUGGAUCCCUUUUGGCAACAGUCCAACCAGAAAAGAGGGGGAAAUUGUCUUCCUUGAAGGAGCAGUGCCUCAGAUACUUCACUCCUAGGGAGGUGGCCAACCUGCAUUCUUUCCCGGAUGACUUCCAAUUUCCACAGCACAUAAGCCUUAGACAACGAUAUGCUUUGUUGGGGAACAGCUUAAGUGUAGCAGUAGUUGCGCCCUUAUUUCGUUAUCUUUUUUCUGAUCCAUCAUAAUCAUGGAUGAAGGUAAUUAGAGGAAGAAGAUUACAGCAGUCUUGCCUUAGCUCUUUCAGGGCGAGAAAGAUCAUACUUGUGAACUCUAUAUUGCUGCUCUUUGGUGCUGUACCCCGAGGACUGAGGCUCGACUAUAAAACUCACUUGUCGAUCUGCAUGCAUGGACUUUUUUUAUCUACUAUAACUUACAACUUCUGCUCAUUUAUGCUGCUCACAUGAGAUUUAUAUAUUAUCAUCUACUAAACCGAUUUUCUUAUCAAGGUUCAAAGUAUCGGUACUCUUUUUUUA
Messenger RNA from Nelumbo nucifera (sacred lotus), 2391 nucleotides. RefSeq names its product DNA methyltransferase-2 (gene DNMT2). NCBI's taxonomy places the organism in Eukaryota, Viridiplantae, Streptophyta, Magnoliopsida, Proteales, Nelumbonaceae. Gene Ontology annotation, molecular function: methyltransferase activity. Gene Ontology annotation, cellular component: nucleus. The record is from RefSeq and is a predicted model, not a curated record.